AUGGCGGAGGUGCAGCAGCUCUGGGUGCAGGAGGCAGUGGACUCCAUGGUGAAGAGUGUGGAGAGGGAGAACAAGAAAAUGCAGGGCCUCAAGUUCCGGUACGCCAGCUGCUGUGAGGACAGCCAGGCUUCCAUGCAGCAAGUACACCAGUGCAUUGAGCACUGCCAUGCACUUCUGGCUCAAGCCCAGGCUUUGGUAACCAGUGAAUUGGAGAAGUUCCAGGAGCACCUGGCCCGGUGUACCAUGCAUUGCAAUGACAAAGCCAAAGAUUCAAUAGAUGCUGGGAAUAAAGAGCUCCAGGUGAAGCUGCAACUGAACAAUUGUGUGACCAAGUGUGUGGAUGACCACAGGCAACUCAUCCCAACUAUGACCAAGAAGAUGAAAGAGUCUCUCAUCCACUGGGAAAUAAAAGUUCUUGCCAGUGGCCAUUGGGGCUGA
Messenger RNA from Marmota monax (woodchuck), 438 nucleotides. Its product is annotated as protein FAM136A-like. Gene Ontology annotation, cellular component: cytoplasm. NCBI's taxonomy places the organism in Eukaryota, Metazoa, Chordata, Mammalia, Rodentia, Sciuridae. The record is from RefSeq and is a predicted model, not a curated record.